Messenger RNA from Tigriopus californicus, 808 nucleotides. Its product is annotated as protein Mpv17-like. Lineage: Eukaryota; Metazoa; Arthropoda; Copepoda; Harpacticoida; Harpacticidae. The transcript has 3 exons. Bases 149 to 691 code for a protein of 180 amino acids. The record is from RefSeq and is a predicted model, not a curated record. Gene Ontology annotation, cellular component: cytoplasm; membrane.
UGUUUCCAUGUGUUCUUUUCUUUUCACUCUUCAAAACGUCUGUCGUUCCAUUCAUGCUUGGUCCAUGUGUUCGUGAGUAUCGGCUACAUUGAUCUGGGACUAAAGGUUGAUACUCGAAAAUAUAGAUUGCGUUCAGUGGAAAAUCAAAAUGACAGGGAUGCCAUUUCGCAAGUUUUGGGACUUGUACCUUCAUACUUUGAACAAGAAUCCUUUGACCACUCAGAUUGUUCAAACUGGGGCUCUCAUGGGUGCGGGGGAUGUGAUUGCUCAAAAGGUGCUUGAGAAGAAAUCCAAGUUUGACACAGCACGCUGUCUACGAUUUGUGGCUUUAGGAUCGUUCAUGGUGGCUCCCACAAUCCGCGUAUGGUAUUUAUCUAUGGAGCGUCUGGUGGGUCCCUCCGUUCCCAAGAUUCGAGCCGCCCUCUCGAAAGUUGCUUUAGAUCAAGGCUGUUUUGCUCCCACGUUCAACGCCGUGUUUCUAUCGGUAAUUGGCGUGUGUCAAGGCAAGAAUUGGGAACAAGUGAAGGAGAAACUGAGUCGCGAAUAUCGCGAUGUGAUGCUUACUAACUACACGAUCUGGCCCCCGGUUCAGAUGAUCAAUUUCUUUUUCGUACCCUUCCUUCUCCGGCCUUUAGUUGUCAGUAUUAUCGCUUUAGUGUGGAAUACUUACUUAUCUUUUAAGAGCAAUUAAGGAUUUAGUCAAUUUUUCAUAUAAUGCGCUGUGUGUUUUGUUUAGUCUGUCAACUUUGUGAUAGAAACGUUAUUUUGAAAUGAAAUCAAGCUAUUUCAAUAAAUACGUCGUCUUGUA